Drosophila navojoa is the source of this 826-nucleotide messenger RNA. RefSeq lists its product as uncharacterized. NCBI's taxonomy places the organism in Eukaryota, Metazoa, Arthropoda, Insecta, Diptera, Drosophilidae. The record is from RefSeq and is a predicted model, not a curated record.
CUCAACUCAAGCGAUAACAUGGCAUAUAGACUAAUCGUUUUUUGUAAACGCGGCAAUCACAGUAUUGCAGAUAAAAAUGAACUCAAGUUAUUCGUUUAAUUUUGAUAGAUCUGUUGAAGCCAGAAGCACAUCUACACCUGUGAGCGUUUCGCUCUCGUCGUUGCACAGGGCUCUCAUUGAAUACGCAACAGUUUCUUCCCGAUUGCUGUUUAUACAGGAUCCUGAUGUGUACACAGAUUUCCAUCAUCCCAACGAAAGAUUUAAUGAAUAUUCGAACGUGGAGCUAUGCGAGAUUAUGCUGAAAUCGGUUUUACCAAAUGUGCACUUAUACCAACUGCCGACUACGAUAAAGGAUCGCCUGAAAUUGUUGGAGCUGAAUCCGUGUUUCCAAAAAACACACCACGGGUUUCAGUACUCACCGAACCUCCUUGGGGUUCAAUUUGUUUUACAGCCAAAGACUGAUUUUAGCCUGCCCGAAGAACUGCCAACAAUAAUGUCCGCACAGCGUGCCCAAACAGGUGGCACGACCUUCCAGAAGGAUGCUCUGAUGCGUGCCGGCAGUAGUUCCCAUACCAUGUUACUUGGCAACGAUGCCCGUGGGCCCAAGUUUGAAUUGAGCAUGGAUAUUGCAGCACCCCUCUCCGCAAUGCUAUCCAACGACUGGGAACUAUCUUCCAAUGAGCUGCAUCAUACAUGUAAAAUCAAAAGACGUUUGCAGCGCGCCAAGUAUAAUUUCCAGGAGACUGGAAACGCCUCACCAUAUCGUACAAAUCUCUUGCAACUUGUUGAUAAUAUGGAUAUGUUUGAUAAGCUCAAAAAACAUCUG